Molecule: messenger RNA, 1326 nt
Organism: Jaculus jaculus (lesser Egyptian jerboa)
Lineage: Eukaryota; Metazoa; Chordata; Mammalia; Rodentia; Dipodidae
Gene: Lipj
Product: lipase family member J
Exons: 11
Coding region: 115-1326 (403 amino acids)
Biological process (GO): lipid metabolic process
Cellular component (GO): intracellular membrane-bounded organelle
Molecular function (GO): hydrolase activity, acting on ester bonds
Source: RefSeq, a predicted model, not a curated record
UAUCCAACUGUGGAGUUUUCAAACAAAAAUCGAUGAGCAUAUAGUAAAGAAUACUUUAAGAAACUGAAGCACUGCAUUAGAGGAGCACUUCUCAAGCUGAGGAACAUAUCCAAAAUGUGGUAUCUUCUUAUGGUAUUUUAUUUCACCCUAAUUCUUGGAAAUAUUCAUGGAAACUUUCAAAAUCAAAACUUUGUAAACCCUGAAGCAAAUAUGAAUAUUAGUCAAAUAAUUUCCUACUGGGGCUACCCUGAUGAAGAGUAUGAUGUUGUAACUGAAGAUGGUUAUAUCCUUGGCCUUUACAGAAUUCCUUAUGGGAAGACAAAUCUUAAGGGCAAUCCAGGUAGAAGUGCUCCGAGGCUUGUUGUGUACUUGCAACAUGGUUUGCUUAUGUCUGCCAGUGCCUGGAUUUCCAAUCUUCCCAACAAUAGCCUAGGCUUCCUUCUGGCUGAUGCUGGCUAUGACGUGUGGAUGGGAAACAGCAGAGGAAAUACCUGGUCCAGGAAACAUGUAUACCUAGAAACAAAUUCCAGUGAGUUCUGGGCUUUCAGUUUUGAUGAGAUGGCAAAAUAUGACCUUCCAGCUUCCCUUGAUUUUAUUGUGAAGCACACUGGGCAAGAAAAAUUGUUUUAUAUUGGCCAUUCACAGGGCACUACUAUUGCUUUCAUAGCAUUUUCCACAAUGCCAAAAAUAGCUAAAAGAAUCAAAAUAUUGUUUGCCUUAGCACCAGUGGCUUCUAUUAAGCAUACAAAAUGCCCUUUAAUUAAAAUGGCUUACAAGUUGAAGAGAGUAAUCAAGGUUUUUGCUGGCAACAAAGACUUCUUACCUACAACCUCCUUUAACAAUUUUGUUGGUCCAAAGAUGUGUUCACUACUGAUGUUAAAUAAGAUUUGUCUCAAUUCUUUGUUUAUGCUGUUUGGAAAAGAUACAAAGAACAUAAACAUGAGUCGUUUGGAUGUAUAUUUUUCACACAAUCCAGCAGGAACAUCUGUUCAAAAUAUAUUUCACUGGCUUCAGCUGCUACAUUCUCCGUACUUAAAAGCUUUUGACUGGGGCAGUCCUGAUUUGAACUUAGUUCAUUUUAAUCAGCCCACUCCUCCAUUAUACAAGGUGGAGAAUAUGAAGGUUCCAACUGCAAUGUGGAGUGGCGGGCGAGACAGACUGGCAGAUCCCAUAGAUGUUAAAAAACUGGAGCCCAAAAUUGCCAAUCUUAUUUACCAUAAGAAGAUUCCUGACCAUACUCAUCUUGAUCCUGUAAUAGGUUUAGAUGCUCGUGAGCAAAUUUUUGAUGAAAUCAUUGCAUUCAUCAAUGAAGAUCAAUCAGACUGA